AUGCGCCUCAAAGACGAGCCCAUCGACGUCACUCUCCCGACCUCGUCUAAUGCACCCGUGCUGACACCGGAAGACGAAGCGGCGCUCUCCAAGGCGCGCAGUGACGCCGUGAAAGUUCGCUGCCGCACGGCGUGGUCGCUCAAUCGAUGGCCGCUGGAUUUCCAGAGAAGAAUCAUGUCGGCGCGCACGCGGGUGCACCUGCCGCGGGAGUUUAAGGGCGUCGGAGGCCAGGAUGUGAAAGUGAUAUACGAGGGCCAGGAGCUCAACGGGUUCAUUCACGAAUGGUACAGCGUAGCGGAGGGAUCGGAGGACAAGGGCAAUGAGCAGGAGGCGAAGGACGAGGCGAAGCGGAAACGACGGAACAAGGUCAAUUAUGUCACUGCCGAUGAUAUAAGUGCUAGAAGACACGAGUUCCUAGGUCCUGACCCGCGGGUGGCAGGAUAUUGGCUCGACGACGCAGGUGAGGUGCAUAUCUGUUGGUUUGACGGAUUUCUACAAGAAGAAUGGAUGGACAACGGGCGAUGGAGAGGAAUGGAGGUUGAGAAAAAUGUAGAUGGGAAGUGGGUGGAAAAAGGGCAGCAGUGGUGA
This is a messenger RNA of Heterobasidion irregulare TC 32-1, 588 nucleotides long. RefSeq lists its product as uncharacterized. Bases 1 to 588 code for a protein of 195 amino acids. The transcript is spliced from 2 exons. NCBI's taxonomy places the organism in Eukaryota, Fungi, Basidiomycota, Agaricomycetes, Russulales, Bondarzewiaceae. The record is from RefSeq and is a predicted model, not a curated record.